Molecule: messenger RNA, 1140 nt
Organism: Rhineura floridana
Lineage: Eukaryota; Metazoa; Chordata; Lepidosauria; Squamata; Rhineuridae
Gene: RABIF
Product: RAB interacting factor
Exons: 2
Coding region: 59-454 (131 amino acids)
Biological process (GO): post-Golgi vesicle-mediated transport; small GTPase-mediated signal transduction
Cellular component (GO): cytosol; membrane
Molecular function (GO): zinc ion binding; guanyl-nucleotide exchange factor activity
Source: RefSeq, a predicted model, not a curated record
CAUUCCCCCGCCCACCCACUGGGUCGCCCCGCCUUUAUUCUCUUGCGCCUGCGUGGCUAUGGCGGCGCCCGCUUCGGAAAUGGAGGGAGCCACGGCGGGACCGGAGGAGCUGGUCUGCGUGCGGGGCCGGAAUCGCAAGGCCGUGCUGUGCCAGCGCUGCGGUUCCCGUGUGCUUCUGCCUGGAGCCGCUACCUUCACCCGCAGAGAGCUUUUCCUGCCUGCUAUGAAGAAGAAGACAGCGCUGGUGGGUAACAGUGACUUGGAUGGAGAUGUUCUACAGGACCACUGGCUGGUUGAUGAUAUGUUCUCUUUUGAAAAUGUCGGCUUCACCAAGGAUGUUGGAAAUAUAAAGUUCCUGAUCUGUGCAGACUGUGAAAUUGGCCCUAUUGGCUGGCACUGCUUGGAUGACAAAAAGAGUUUCUAUGUGGCCUUGGACCGUGUGUCCCAUGAAUGACAUGUUGACUGAUGACCAAAAGAUCAAUGAGCCUUCUAUCAGUUAGUUAGGCCAUGCUAUAGAUAUUCUGCCAACAUGUAGCCAUGAAAAUGGCUCAAGAAGUAUGCCCUAACGUGGUGCAUCAAGAGAAGUAUCUGCUUAUAGUGCUUGUCAAGUGAGUUGCGACUCCCUUGAACCUCUUUUUCCCAUUAAGUCUAGCCCUGACUCCUAUUCCUGUCUAAUACCUUACUGAUUACAUUGGUGUAAUUUGAAACAAAGGACUUCCCAUGCACAUCGAUGGCUCAUGUUAUUUAAUUAUUGAAUGAAAGAAAAAUAUUGAGAUACAAUGAACUCUUUGUGAGCAUAUAAUGCAACUGGAAUAAGACUACUAGCCUUUUUUCCCUUUUGGCAGUAUCAUAUCCAGAUUUAUGGUUUUCUUUUUGGACCAAAAGGUGCAUACUUUUGACUUUAAUGUUUACAGGCAUGACUGCUAUAUGACUAUCAGUUUCCAUUUCAUAAGCAUAACACACUAUUGAAAGCCAGGUCUUGGUUGCAAGAGAACAUUUUAAAUGUGUGAAAAUCAAAUGAUACUUUUGAGAGGCGGAGGGAAAGAAGUCAUGAUAAACGUGCAAGAAGAGAAUGUCACUGGAGACUAUAACCCUUUACAAAUAUUUGUACUGUAUUUAAUUAAACUUAAAUCAAGCUUU